This is a messenger RNA of Pyricularia grisea, 1210 nucleotides long. RefSeq lists its product as uncharacterized. The transcript has a single exon. The coding region runs from base 52 to 1059 and encodes 335 amino acids. The record is from RefSeq and is a predicted model, not a curated record. NCBI's taxonomy places the organism in Eukaryota, Fungi, Ascomycota, Sordariomycetes, Magnaporthales, Pyriculariaceae.
AAUAAAAUUAAACAAAUACUAAUAUAUAAAUAUUAUUUAAUAUUUAAUUGGAUGGUUUAUUUGAAAAUAAAUCCGAUUUCCAAUUUAAACAUCCUUAUUUCCGAUAUAAACUUUCCUCAACCUAUCAUAAACUCAUUACACCACAACAUGACUUUAUUCGCCAAUUGGGUGAAAUAUCAGCAUUAUGUCCAAACCAGCAACCCUAACGCACCACGUAUAUUGUCCCCGCAGGAAAUUGCCCUCGCAGGCGAACUAGCCAACAAUUUUAACUUUACAAAUAUUUUCCGUCAACGUCUCGAACUUGGACGUAGUUUUUACAUUACGGUCAAACAAAACUUAAUGGCCAUUUUUCAAAUCUGGAAUGCUGUUAUUAACGAAAAAACUGUGUUCGACAACUCGGGUAUUUGCAGCUCGAAUCCAAAUAUCCAAAAAACGUUUAUUUUCUGCGCAAACACCAUUCCCAAUCGGAUAAAUAUUGGAUUUUUGGGACCACAAACGUUUAUAGUCCCGCGGCUUAAAACAUACCCCGCAAAUUUGGAACCGUUUUACGCGCAUAACGAUAUUUUCGCAAAUAUAACGGAGCUGCAAACGCAGGUUAUACAACCUAGCAAUAAGCUAUACGCAGAGGCCUUUGCUUUGUCGAAGUCCGAAAACGCCAAAAUUGUCGGGUUUGAAAAUAACGAAAAGGAAAAAAAAUCCGACAGCGAAAAGAAGGAGGAUAAGGAGGACGAAAAUAAAUAUACAAAUAACGACGAAUACGAUAACGACGAUAACGGGAGCGAUAAUAAUUACGAAGAGAUAAACGAGAAAGUAAAUAUGCCCCAGGCAAAUUGCCAGUUCCAAAAUUCUCCCGAACGUUGGGGGGACUUUUUUUCGGAAUUAGUUAAAUUGGACAUGAACUUUGCAAACAACACCCAGAAGUUUAACGGGGGAGUGGAACCAAUUCGGAAAAUCCCAACCCCUACCGCUUUUAGGAAGUCGGUGAAACGUGGGUUUGCAGGUAUUGAGGGAGGUGAGGAUGGGACACAAAGCAAGAGGUUAAGGAAGGAAAGGAAAUAGCAUGCAAAGAGGAGAAACUGGAGGAGGAGCUUGCUUGUCGAUACAGCGCACUGGCCCGCGGCAGGGGGCGACAUCCGGUAGCGCGAUUAUUGGAAUAACGCCUCUGUACCUGUCGUUAAGGUCAGUCUAGAAAUUUAUAACUCCAGCCUGC